Messenger RNA from Dioszegia hungarica, 1068 nucleotides. RefSeq lists its product as uncharacterized. Lineage: Eukaryota; Fungi; Basidiomycota; Tremellomycetes; Tremellales; Bulleribasidiaceae. The transcript has 12 exons. Bases 1 to 1068 code for a protein of 355 amino acids. The record is from RefSeq and is a predicted model, not a curated record.
AUGAUGCCCAUCGACGUCGACCCACAGCAGCUCGAGAUGAUGUCCAAGGAGGCCAUCGACUCGAUGAGGGGCGUGGCCAUUGGUGCUCCUUUCCUUGGGAUGACCUUCGAUGCGCUCCUAAUGGGCGUCAUCAUCUGCCAGAUGGUCCACUGGAUACCGCUGGCCAAGCAAGACGUCGCCCAUGUCCGAGUGAUCGUGGGUGUCGCAGCUACCGCUGCUCUCGUCGGGACUGCCUUCACAUGGGCAGCCUACAUGCAGGCCUUUGUCUUCUCUUUCGGCCAGUAUGCCCCGUUCACCUCGCUCGAAUACCUAGGAUGGUACGGCACGCUCGACAUCCUCAUCGUCCUUCCUGUUCAAACCUUCUUCGCUGAGCGGUCAUGGCGAAUCAACGGGCAGAGCACGGUCCUACUCUGCUUUAACGCUAUCCUCAUCGCUGCAACAGGGGCCAUGGGCAUCGCUACCACCGUCGUCACCCGCGGAGAGGACGUCUUCAACCGGACACAAACCAGCUGCAACAUCGCUACUGCCUGGCCCGGAGUAUGCAUCUUCACCCACGUCUGGCUCACCGCGACUAUCCUCUUUGGCCUUUUCCGCUCCCGGUCCCUCUCGCAGCGCGCCAACAGGCUGCUCACUCGCGUCUUGAUGGUGUCGAUCGAGUCUCAACUCCCGAGCACCAUCGUAGCGCUCAUGAUCAUGACUGUUCUUCUCGUCGACUACAAGUCCCCCAUCAUCCCAUUCAUCGCCAUCACCCACCCUAAGAUCUUCUGCGUCGGCCUGCUCGCCAUGGUCAACCUGCGCCAUACCUGGAGGAUCCAAGGCAAGACUACUGGGAAUUACAGCGUCGAGCCUUCAGACCGUACUCGGACCAUCCACGUCUCGCUCGGAUCCACUGUCGACGAGAUCGGCCUCACCACCCCCAAAGCCGACAUGAACGAAGACGACUGCCAGCUCAGCCGACAACAGUCCGACUGUUCGGUAGCCGAAGCAGGCAUGGGCGUCGCCAUGCACGCUCUCAGGUCAGAAUACGUCGUCAAGGUCAAGCGGAACGGCCAGUCUUUCCAGUACUAG